AUGACCACUCCACACAAACACAAUAAAAAGGCCAAGGAGGAGGGAAUGACCUUACCUCCCACCAAAAAGAGCCAAAGCCAUCCUCUUCUGCAGGUGAAGGAUGAAGUGGAUGUCGAUUCCUUCAUGAUGGAUCUUGAACAACCACAAAAGUCACCAACAGAAAGUUUACCAAUGUCAUCGUUCACCGUAGCCACUGGUGCCUCUGCGUUGAUGGAAUCUCUGACCCCCAAGGAUCUGGAAAUGCUUGCAAACCUUCUCAACCCAAUCAUGCGUGAUCAGAGUGAAAACAAAGAGGAACAUGCAUUGCCCACACCUACAAUGAAUUCUGCCGGUGAAGAGGACAAGAAGGAUGACUCAGAGUGGCAUACGCCCUACAGUGACAGCACCUACUCUCUAUUCUAUUUGUGCAGUGUCGAUAGCCUUGCAUUCUGGUAUGCCGUUUUUGUCUAUGUCAUUCAGAUCACUACCAUUCUGCUGACACUGAUUGACAUUGUUGACUGGGGUGGAGCUGGGCUCAAGAUGCCACCCAAUGUUGAUUUGAGUGUUACAAUUGCUCAAGGUGUCGCCCUUUUCCAGGCCAUAGCUUUCCAAUCAGACCUUCUCGAAGUUGUUGCAAAAUCGAAAGAUGGAUUCCAUCCAGAGGUGCUUGAAAAACAUCCUGGAGCAACAUAUGCUACUUGGCUCCUCUCUUGUAUUGCUCAGCUCAUUGCUGGCCUCCUGCUACUUUUGACCAUCUACAUCUUGACCAUGCAAGUUGACAGUGUAUUGGGAAUCAUGCUCAACUUUGCAGCACUACAUUUCAUGGCAGAUAUUGAUGACGCCGGAUUCUCACUUGCCAAGGCAGGCUUUAUGGGAAACAGGCUUCAGCAUGCCGCCAAUGAUGUAACCGACUUCCAAGUCCGCAAAGCAUCAGUAGGGCAAGGAUUUCUACAACGUUCGUGGAAGGCUGGGGUUUUUCUUUUGAUCCUUGUUGUUAUGGUGGCUGGAUGGAUUACUAUUGUUGUCUUUCGGACGUCAGGCAAAUUCAUGUGCAAUACCAUCAUUGUGAAUAUGGGAGAUAACUUUGUUCCCUCCCUAGGAACGUUCAACGGAUUGUAUGACUUCGAUUUCUUAACUGGGUCCGGGCUGGAGUGGCGAGCGGAAUAUGUGGAGAGGCGCUCUGUGGAGAUUGACACUCCUGGGAAAGGUGUUUUUGGGUACUGCAAUGACAUCAACGCUUGGACAUUUCGGGUGCAACCAAAGGACAAUCAGGAGGAUUCAGAUCCUUGUGACUGGAUUGCCAGAUCUUCCGAAACACACACCUAUGAUAUCACAGAGACUGGGAGCAUCCAGUGGUUUGUCCGCGAUGAAACAAACCGCGAAGUGGUGCUGGAGCCAUUCAGCCUUUUUUGCUUUGAUUGCUCCAAUGAGGAUGCAGACGGAAGCGAUGACUGUGGUGGGUUAGGUACCUGCAGCAAUGCUGUCUGUGCCUGUGACGAUGGAUGGUAUGGUCUCAGAUGUGAGUUUGUCAGUCCCUGCUCAUGGAUCAACAUUGAUGCUAGGACAGAAAAGUUUGCCAGUACCAGGGAUUGGGCAAGUAGCUACCAGUCCAUUGACUUGGGCAAUGGCACGCUGGUGGAAGCAUACCAUCGACCAGUGUACAUUCACGAGUAUGAGAAUGGCGAAUUUGAUGCUGUCAUGUUCACGGGUGGGCGCUGGGCUUUGACUUCAUCUGUGUUCUUGCCUCAUGCUGGAAGGAUCCCUUCCAAUGCUCUAUCUGAUGGACAAGAUGAUCUUGGUUCUGAUAUUGGAAACUACUUCACACAUGCCUUCCAUGGAUAUAAGGGCUUCUCUACCAACUAUUCUAUUGCUUUCCUCAGUGACUACAUUGCAAUGGGGACACACUUGAGCUCUAGCUCUCCAGUUGGCUUCUCUUGGUUCUUCACAGAAGAAGCUAGAGAUCAGAAUAUGAACCAGGGAAUUGGGAAUGAGAUUACUACAAAGUUUCUUUGUCACACAUGUGAGGAAUCCUCAAACCCUUGCCUGUAUGAUGGCAAAUGCCUUGAAGGGGAAUGUGUGUGCUCCCUUGACUCUUUUGGAAGUCUUUGUGAAGUCCCACCAGUCCACAACGGACAUUGCAACCCCGUCUUCAAUAUACCCGAGUUCAAGAUGGAUGGUGGUGAUUGCUGUGAAUCUACUUGUGUGAGCACAUCUCAGUAUGUUUGUGGGGCUGAAGAAGAUGGCUAUGUCAGCAUAGGAUACUACUACUGCAAGCAGCAAAAGGAUGAAUGGCAGAGCACUCUUUUGAAUGGAGAUGCUGGCUCCUUUUCUGGGUAUGCCUUGGCUCUUGCGAUGGAAUCAAUGGCUGUGUCUGAACCGUCGCAGGACCGUGUCCGCAUCUAUGACAAGGUUGGAUCUUCCUGGAUCCUUCGAGACACUAUCUUGGGGUCCCGUUUUGGGGAUGGCUACCGAACUCUUCGAAUCUACAGAUGCAACUCUGAUGGUUGUACACUUUCACAAGAGUUCCCACUGGUAAAUGCCUUUGCUUUGUCUGACGAUGGCACAGUUCUCGUGACGUCCUUAUUCGUACUUGGCCAGGCUCCCCAAGUGAUUCGAAUCUAUGAGGCCCAAGAGACAUCAUUUGAGUUUCGAGCAGAUUUAAAUCGUACAAGAAAUGGUACCCUGGCUGGUGUCCAUUCCUUGUCAUUGAGUGGAGAUGGUAGCAGAAUGGCUGUGCAAACUCAGAUGACAGGUAUCGACCUACACACAAACUUCCCCAUAGUAACAGAUGCGAACAUUGUUGUUAUGGCCCGGGAUGCAUUGACUGGUGACUAUGCUGAUGAAACUGAGUUUCGGUUUGAGACUCAUCUGAAAUAUGUUGAUGCUUACUUCCCGUUGUCAGUGGCAUUGAGUCAAGAUGGGAAUGUUCUUGGCUAUGGCUUCCCAUUGUGCUUGGAUGGACAGCUUCAUAUCCAAGCACGCAAUGAUGAAGGGGAGUGGGUGCCUCGAGUUUCCCCCACAACACAUAUCGAAGACUGCAUUGACAGUGAACGUCCAGUUGCAAACAAUGCCUUGUCACUUUCAGGUGACGGAUCCAUCAUCGCCUUCAGGGUUGGUUCACAUGUUAGAGUUUUUGAGUGGCAGUCUGAAGCUGAAUCUUGGAAUGAUGUGAGUGGUCCUUUUCCAUUGCUCCAUUACCCAGUUUCCUUGUCUUCAAGUGGAAGGGAGCUGGCAGUUGGGACUCCUCAAGAAGGCAUUGGUGGAGUCACAACAGUUUACUCACUGCCAGGAAGAAAGGAGUGCCCCACAGGCAUGUCACUCCUACGUCUUUCAGUGACCCUUGAUAGGUUCCCUGGAGAUGUUGUGUGGAAUCUUAUGGACAAUGUUACUGGUGCAAUCCUCUUUGAGCACGAAUCGUACCCAGAGGAAUAUGCCUUUGCAACAAUUGUUGAGGAAAUCUGCAUCCUGGCUGAACCUUGCUACGUGUUUACAAUGUACAACAGGUGGCAGCAUGGCAUGAAAGCCCCAGGGCAGUUCAGCCUCUUCAUGGAUGGUGAAAAAGUUGUACAUGAAUCCUUUGAUGGACUCUUUGUGAAGGAAUACUUUGGGAACUGUCUAUCUUGCCCUGCUGGUACCGAGAGGUUGAACAUCAUGAUGCUUGCAUGUGAACAACAGAUACCAUGGGAGCUGCACAAGUUCAUUGAAGCCACCAAUGAUAUGGACUCCACAAGCAGCAACUAUAUAUACUCGAGCGAUCCAGAGGAUGAAAGGGAGAUCCCACCUCUAUGUAGCGAAUAUUUCGACACGGAGAACUGUACCAAUUGGAUUUCCUAUGAAACAUGUUUGGACCCAACAGAGUGCUAUGCAUUCACAUUCCUUUCCAAUCUUCAAGCCCUUGUUGAAAUUUUUCUUGGGGAGCACACAGGAAAACCAAGUGUAGAAGAACUGUGUGGCCUGUAUAGCUUCUAUUUCGGCAAUGAAGAGAAGUGCUGGACAGGAAAUGCCACGAUCGUUCAUAUCCAAAAUGACACUUUGAAUUUCUAA
Molecule: messenger RNA, 4023 nt
Organism: Seminavis robusta
Lineage: Eukaryota; Bacillariophyta; Bacillariophyceae; Naviculales; Naviculaceae
Source: the annotation of a GenBank genome assembly